Mya arenaria is the source of this 1994-nucleotide messenger RNA. RefSeq names its product complement C1q subcomponent subunit A-like. Gene Ontology annotation, molecular function: protein binding. The transcript has 2 exons. NCBI's taxonomy places the organism in Eukaryota, Metazoa, Mollusca, Bivalvia, Myida, Myidae. The record is from RefSeq and is a predicted model, not a curated record. The coding region runs from base 16 to 750 and encodes 244 amino acids.
AUAGAAACACGCGAAAUGUUAAAGCUCUUGUGCCUUAUUAUUUCUUGUGCUGCAACAGCACUUGUGGAACCAGAAUGUUCUAGGUUUCACUAUGAAGAGAAAACGCUCGAAAAAAUGGUGCGCCUCGAAUUCCUCGUGGAACAAUUUAAAGAGGAGAUGAACAACUUCAGAAGAGAAAAAGAUGAAACUUUUACUGAGAUCAGGAACGAAGUUGCUAGUGAAGUGACCAAAGCUAAAGAGUCGGUUGAGGCUGACAAAGAAACACUUGCACGUGCGCUGUCAGAUCUGCAGAUGGUGAACAACAACUUGACGGCGCAAGCUUCUAAAGCUAUAGAGCAUCUUCAAGAUGCCAAAAAGAGGGUAUCAUUCAGCGCAAAAACAGUCGAAAGCAAAUCUUCGUCUUAUGGUGAAGUCAUCAUUUUCUCUGAAACGGUUCAAGAUACCGAUUGUGCAUACAAUAACAAAAGUGGCAAAUUUGUCGUUCCCGUACCUGGCACCUACGUGUUUACAACACAUCUGUGUGUUUAUAGUGGUAAUACGAUUUAUUUUGCAAUAAGACAUAAUGUGGAUGUUGUUGCAAGAUCGUCCGUUUUUAAUUCUGCUAACUGCAAUACGCUAGAAACAAUUAGAAACGUUAAUACAGGACAUGAAGUGUACGUUACUUAUGAGAUAAGCGGUCACAAGGUCUAUCCAGAUGAUAGCACGCGGUGGAAUACAUUUUCUGGGAGACUCAUCUAUGACAUGCCAUAGAGAUACUUCAUGUAUUUCUAGUCAUAACAUAUCGCUGACGUCAGAGAAACGUGAUGUUCAGUGUGUCUUUGGACUGAUUCAGCCUGAUAUUUCAUGCCAAAUAAUUACUAAAUGUAAUUACGGUUGUCUACUUGGCUGAAUAAGUCAGAUUAUCUGAUGAAGCUACUGGAUAUAAGGAAUAUCUUUGGCUGUAAAGAGCGUGUAGCGAACUGUCUGAGUGUGUUGAUUUAUAAAUAUAUGUACGUGUAGUAUCACAAACAAAUAUUUUUUAUGCUUGCCAAAUACAUAAUAACGCAACUGAUUUUAUGUUGAUUUUAAUGUUGAAUUGGCUUUAGCCAUUUCAGAUAUGCGACAUUGUCUGCAAAUUAAAAUAAGUCAUGUUUAGAAAAAAGGGACAUUUCCAUUCGUAACAUUAAUGAACUACAUGUAUUUUGAAGAGAUUCCCAUUUAAAUGUUUACACAUCACGAUCGAAUGUUUCGUUUUUUCCAAUCGUAUCACAUACAAAGAGUCCGCCUUGUCUUCCAAAAAGACUUCUGUUUGCUGACGACGUAACCUAUACAAAUGCUUUUUUGUGACCAUUUAAAUGUGCAACUUAGACUAGAGAUAACCUACGCACAACUUAUGUAAGUUUUAUACAAUUGGCGGUUGAUUAUUAAAUAUUUACAGCAAUAUGUAAAACAAAAACAUUUUGGGCGAAAAGUAGUUUUAUUUGAUGUAUAUAUUGUGCAAGCUUGCAACGUAGUUUUUAAGUUAAAACUAUAAAAAACUUAAUUCGUUCUUUCUAAAAUUGUCUAUGCUUUUUGGUGAAACAUGGAGUCUAAUCAGUAAAAUAACAGCAGUAAAAAUAUCAAAAUAUUAUUUGGAUAUUUUCACUGUAACUUAAGAAGUGUAAAUAUCAAGUAUAAGAAUGUAAUGGAUGAACCGUAUUUACAAUAAUAUGUUUGAAUGAUAUGAUAAUGUAUUGUACUUGCUUUUGGGGUUGGUUUGUCUAUUCGUUAUGAUUGAUGUAUUUUGUAAAUAAAAUGUAAAUAUGUAAACGAAUUCUUUGUUAUCAUCAGGGGUAUCUUGGCGUUACAACGAACUACUUUUAAAAUCAAUUGUAGUUACUUCCCUUCGAUCUAAACUGAGAACCCCACUUUUAAAUCAGUAGAAUACGUCGAGAUUUAUAGUAUGAUAUCAAAAAAAAGAUUGCAUUUGUUAAGUAAACAUUGUUUGAGAAAAGAACACAACUUACCGUUUAUAA